GUGCUCUAUGCAAUAUACGCACUAAGUAUCAUUUCCUCCUUGGCCCUGCAAAGCAUUAUUCCACAUCGAUCUGCUAUGCAGCUAAUGCUCCCUUUCGUCACAAACAGUCUUGCGGUACGGACUACCCCGCGUCCGGAUAAACACUACGUCAUCAUGGACAGUGAUUGGUUUACGGCUGAAUUCAUCCCGUGCCUGAUAGCCCUAGUUGGCGAUUCUACCUGGGGCAACAUGGCCGCUGAUCAGCACGCGCAACCGUUUCCGGGCAUUGGACUUGAUACACGUCGAGCUGCCCUGGGAGGGGGCAUUAGUGCCGGAGAAUAA
This is a messenger RNA of Penicillium verrucosum, 321 nucleotides long. RefSeq lists its product as uncharacterized. The annotation marks the transcript as partial. The record is from RefSeq and is a predicted model, not a curated record. The transcript has 2 exons. Lineage: Eukaryota; Fungi; Ascomycota; Eurotiomycetes; Eurotiales; Aspergillaceae.